Messenger RNA from Xenopus tropicalis (tropical clawed frog), 3995 nucleotides. RefSeq names its product connector enhancer of kinase suppressor of Ras 1 (gene cnksr1). The record is from RefSeq and is a predicted model, not a curated record. The coding region runs from base 687 to 3344 and encodes 885 amino acids. The transcript is spliced from 21 exons. NCBI's taxonomy places the organism in Eukaryota, Metazoa, Chordata, Amphibia, Anura, Pipidae.
GAAUUCUUCGUUAUAAAACCAACUCGGAUUUCCAUAGAAAUCUGCCAUAAAAGCAGGCAGAAAAUACAUGUUGUGAUAGGCAGAGAAAUGAAACCAUAUGAUUAUACUUCUUAAUGCAAACUCUACUGUUUCUUCACCCCCUCCAUCAGUAGACAUAACAUGUAUGACAACAUGAUAACAAGAUUAUAGAUAUACAAACCCAUGCUAAUGUUCAGCUAUAGUUCCGAGAAUAUUUUGGACAACAAAUAUGCGUUUAGCCUUAGCUAAUGUUUAAGUUUUGCUUCCAGAGUUACUCAGGCAGACUCCACAAAUGUCACUAGGCUGCCCCUCCAGCCACUGCUCUGGGGUGUUACCAUUGCCUAGAAGCUCUCGGGUACAUAAAUGGCAUAGAUAAUUAUAGGGUAAAUGCAAGGGAGUUUUAGUGGGGAAAGUAGCAGGAAUGUAACAGAAUGUCAAUAAGAUUAAGAUGGUUAGUUGUACCUUGAUAGUGGAUAUGAGAUGAUAUGUAAUGGUUCAAGUAAUUUUCAGCAAGAGGUGAAGCAACAUAAGUACAUUACUAUAAGGCCUGGUAAAAUAAGGUUAUGAGGACAGGGUGGACCAUGGGGACAGGCAGUUCAAACUGAAAAGAGAUUAUGGGGCCAGUUAGGAAAACUAGACCAUGAGAGAAGAAAGUGUAAAAAGAUAACAUGAGGACCUUGAUGUUAUGUGAGGAAAAAAACAUAAUGGCAAUGAGGGUAAGAAGAGAUCUGGAGACACAAAGCCUAGACCCUGCAGUGCAGGUUUAUACAUUUCAAGAAUGGAAUGUGACUGGGAAGGAUCUUCUUUGCCUGUCCUCCCAACAGUUAGAUGCUUUGGGAGUGCGAUGCAUUGGUCACCAGGAGAUCAUUCUUGAGGCCAUUGAACAGCUUUGUGCUCUGCACUAUGAGCUUCAUGCUGAAAAUCUACGAUCCCUUACUGAGAAGCUUUAUGGGGUCUCGCAAUCAUUGUGGUCACACAUACUGAGCAUGAGGAAGGUGGCUUCACAUUCUCUCUCAGCUGCUCCAACACCCAAGCAGCUGGUUUGCAUUAUAGACAUUGUGGCAGCUGCGCGAGGGCUUUUCUCCUGGCUCAACAGGUACCUAUUUGCAAGGCUCAAUGAUUACUCUGCUAGUCGGGAUGUCAUAGUUCUUUGCCUGGAGCUGGCAGAAAGUGUGCACAAGGACUGGUCAGACCCUCAUGUUGAGAGCAGAGUUGUCUCAAUAUGCCAAAACAUCUGUGGGACAUGUGAGAGCAUUCUGAACUGCAGUCCAGAGGAUCUCCUGAAUCAGACUGCAACACUAGAACCUGUACUGAUAAAGCCUGAGCUCCCCCACUACAAUUUGGGUAUAGAAAUAAAGUCUACAUCAUUGGGGCAGCACUUUGUCUGCGGAACAACAGCAGAGGCUCCAGCUGGAAGAAGUGGCAAGAUCUUCCCAGGAGAUGAGAUAAUAAAAGUAAAUGAUCAGGUUGUGGUUGGUUGGACACGCAAGAACCUUGUCUACAAACUUCAAGAGAAAACAGACUGUGUAACACUUGUCCUCAAGAAAGUUUCCAUUCCCUCUACUUCUGUAUCUCCUACUUCUCCCACAUACUUUAUUCAGCACUCCAGCAAAACCACAUUAACUGCACACAGUGAGCCAUCAUUACCAAAGGCUGAAAUUACACCUGUAGCAGCAGCCAGGCAAUCCCCCAGUCAUCUGAUACUGGCUUUGCGCAAAAGUACUGAGACGCGCACCACACGUAGUGCACCAGUCACCCCAACAAAGGACACUCCUUCAGUAUUAAACUUGAACAGUGUUAGCACAUCACCAGUAUUUUCAGAUAAAUUCUCCUUUACUAAUAAACACAACACUGAUAUUAGUCAAAAUCAGGAUAGUUCUCAACAGAACUCGGACACCAUUUUAUCUGCAAACUGUCCUUGGUCUCCAACAUUCUGGGAAUCUACUUCAGUCUUCCCCUUGUCACCCUUAUCUCCAGAAAAUUUUGAUCAAAAAACCAAGGAGACAAAGGCUUUACCCAUUACAGAGGCUGACACAUUACAGAACACCCAGUGCAUGUCCCGUCCAAGGAGUGGCUCAGAUUCAUUCACUACGCCUACUGCUAGCCCUUUCUCUGCCACUUUGUUUGCUGGACUCCUACGUCCAGCACUAUCAGACAGUAACUUAAAAGCUUCCACAGACCCUGCUGUUUUACCCCAGCCUAAUGUUCCUAAAGAAGUUACUGCAAAGAGUCCAUCUAUAAAAGACGAUAACCUGGUCUCCAAAAGUCCCCAAACUGCAAAAUCACCACAGGUUACAGUAACCAAGACUAACAGUAAGCAGACACAGCAUGGCAAAGAGAAAUCACCUGGUGCUCGUCGAAAAAAGAAAGGUGUGGCAACCAAGCUAAGUCGUAGACGAGUCUCCUGUCGGGACCUUGGGAACCCUGAUUGUGAUGGCUGGUUGACAAAGAAGAAAGAAAAUGCUGGUUUCAUGACCCAGAAAUGGAAACGUUGCUGGUGUGUUCUGAAGGGAGAUCGUCUGUACUGGUAUAACGUGCCUCAGGAUGAAAAGGCACUGGGAUUGGUUAAUAUUUCCUCUUACAAACUAGAGAGUGCAAGGGAGCCUAAAAAGAAAUAUGAGUUUCAGCUUUGCCAUCCAACAUACAAGCCAUUUGUGUUUGCUGCAGACAGCCUGUCUGAUUUGAGCAAGUGGGUGACCAGUCUUCUAGCUGCACUAAACAUACAUAAAACAGCAUCUUCUGCUACUCAAGCACACGAAGAAGACUGUUACAGUGAAACUGAGGCUGAAGAUCUGGAUGAAGAUCACUCAAAAACACAGGAGGUGGUAAAGACUCCACUGACACAUGUACAGAGCCAGAAUAUCUCAAGUUCACCAACAACCAGUGAAGAAAGCAACACUUCUGAAAGUGGGCAAAUUCUGAAAGAAAGUGAUGUUCAACCUGCAAAUGACACUCUGGAGUCCCUGAUCUCUUGUCUGCAGCAAGGUGGAGUCUCACUUAUUGGAGCAAAGACUGUGCUUACAAGGGAUGACUACCGGAAAUCAUUUGUUCGGAGAAACAAAAAUCCAGAGAUUAACCAAAAAGCACAUGCACUACGUGCUCUGCAAAGCACCUUAAAAGCAAAGCUCUUAGAACUUGAGGCUCUGAAUCAGAUCUUGGAGAAUCCAAGCCUUAGUUCUGCCAUAUUUCAGAAGUGGAAGUCAGAUCAUGGACAGUUAUAUGAGACUUUAGGUAGAGGUCCUAAGCCAAGAAGUACAGUGGUUGAUACAUGGGCGCAUACCGAUUCAAGUGGGGAGGAAAAAGAGCAGGCAGAAGAAAUGGUGUAAAUAAAAAAAUAUUUGUUAAAAGGAUAUAUGAACACCCUUUAUGGUUUGCACACAUUUUAUGUAUUCUUAUCAAUGUAUUUAGUGGGAGCCCCUGCAACACUAAAAUUCUUUCUUGUGACUGCUGUCACACAAAAGAUUUUCAGUAUCUCCCUGCUCAUUGUCUCCCAUUCACAGCAGAGCAGUCUGUUUUCUUAGCUGAGUUGUGGAAUGUCAGUCCCAAGACUUUAAGCCUCAGUUUUACUGGGUGCUAUCUUGUAACCCCAUUCCCUGCAGUCAGUGCCUUAGCAGUUUGUGUGCUGCCCUGCCAUUAUGAUAGGCCGUGGGGUGAUAGAUCCUCUUUUAAUGCAUUAGUCUUUUAGGAGUGGGUGACUGCGUGUAACUUUACUGUACGUGGAAUAACUGAAUGCAUGAAGGUGUGGUAUGCUUAAAGACAAAGUAUAUAAACUAGAAGAGGAAUAUAGGAAAUAAAAACAGGGCUUGCUAAUAUGGUUUAGAUGUUAUUAAAGCAUUAAAACUAGAAAAAAGAAAUAAUAACAUAUUUUAAUCUUAAGAUCUAUCUGUUUUGUGAUAUAUCUAAACAUGCUUUCCAAACUUUGUCUUAAAGGACUUAUAUUUUAAAUAAAAGUCAUAAGAUGUGGCACAAAGAUGAUA